This is a messenger RNA of Oppia nitens, 969 nucleotides long. Its product is annotated as GPN-loop GTPase 3-like. The transcript has a single exon. The record is from RefSeq and is a predicted model, not a curated record. The coding region runs from base 127 to 969 and encodes 280 amino acids. Gene Ontology annotation, molecular function: GTPase activity. NCBI's taxonomy places the organism in Eukaryota, Metazoa, Arthropoda, Arachnida, Sarcoptiformes, Oppiidae.
AGUCAGUGAUGAGCGCUAUCUUCCGGACCAUUGAGUCAAUGGAUGUCAACAUUAGUCAUGUGUUUAUAAUUUUAACCAUUGAUUGAAUGUAUUGACAAAAGUUUGUAUCACUCAAGACAUCACCCAAUGGUACGCUUCGCUCAGAUAGUCAUUGGACCGGCGGGUAGUGGGAAGUCGUCAUAUGUGUCGGCAAUGAUAAGUCACGGACAGGCAAUGGGCCGUACAUUAAGUGCUUUCAAUAUGGAUCCGGCGGCCGAAUACUUCCAGUACAACCCCAUCGCAGACAUCAGACAACUGAUCACUGUUGACGACAUUAUGGCCGAUAAAGACUUAUCAUUUGGUCCUAACGGUGGUCUCAUCUUUGCUAUGGAGUUCUUGUUGGAUAAUAUGGAUUGGUUUGAGGAACAGUUGGGUGAUAUGGAUAACGAUUACAUAUUGUUUGAUACGGCCGGACAGAUAGAGUUGUCCACACAUUUAGAUGUCAUGCAAAAGUUGAUCCGUUUUCUUCAAUCACAUGAUUUCCGAGUUGUCGGUAUAUUUCUGUUGGACUCACAGUUUAUAUCCGAUGUCUCAAAGUUCUUCUCAGCCCUAAUGGUAUCACUUUCGGCAAUGAUUAGUCUUGAGAUACCAGUUGUAAACUUAUUGACAAAAACAGAUCUUUUAGACAAACCUUCUCUCAAAAGACUUGAAAGUUUUUUAGAGCCCGACUCUUAUCUAUUGGAAAAUCAAUUUCCCGAAAAAUGGGGUCAAAAGUAUAGAAAACUUACCGAAGCUUUUGGCCAAUUGUUAGACGAUUACUCUUUAGUCAAAUUUAUGUCAAUCAAUAUUUUUGAUGAACAAUGUCUUAAUGAUGUCUUACUAUCGGUAGACAAUGCACUUCAGUUUGAUGACGAACAAGAGGUCAAAGUGCGUGACUUCGAUGAACCACUAAUUGAUGAAAAUAGUGAAGAUAUUGUUGAUAAUGAUUAA